Molecule: messenger RNA, 1748 nt
Organism: Trifolium pratense (red clover)
Lineage: Eukaryota; Viridiplantae; Streptophyta; Magnoliopsida; Fabales; Fabaceae
Product: aspartate aminotransferase P2, mitochondrial
Exons: 11
Coding region: 144-1532 (462 amino acids)
Biological process (GO): biosynthetic process; amino acid metabolic process
Molecular function (GO): transaminase activity; pyridoxal phosphate binding
Source: RefSeq, a predicted model, not a curated record
CAUUGUGGUCGAUAAAAUCACAGUUUGGUACUUGUUGUCAUAAGCCCAUUGUUUCAUUCUUUCGCUUUCACUUGAUCUCAUCGUUAUUACAUUUCUGUCUCUGCUUUCUCUUGCGUUGUUUUUUCCUCUGCACAAAAACAAAAAUGGGUUCUUCUUCAGUCUUCUCUGUAGCUUCUGCUUCACUUUCGUUGCACGAUACCAACAUCAAGAAAAACCUCAAUUUUGGAACCAACGCUUUCAGAUUUAACAACGAUGGAACCAACACUUUCUCCAAUUUUAAGUCUUCUAGACGGAUCUCUAUGGCUGUUGCGGUUAAUGUUUCUCGGUUUGAGGGUAUACCAAUGGCUCCUCCUGAUCCAAUUCUUGGUGUUUCUGAAGCAUUUAAAGCAGACACGAACGCUGUCAAGCUCAAUCUUGGAGUUGGGGCUUACAGAACGGAAGAACUACAGCCAUAUGUGCUUAAUGUCGUUAAGAAGGCGGAGAAUCUUAUGCUGGAGAGAGGGGAAAACAAAGAGUAUCUCCCUAUUGAGGGUUUGGCCGCAUUUAAUAAGGCAACUGCUGAGUUGUUACUCGGAGCAGACAAUCCAGCAAUCAAACAACAAAGAGUUGCCACUGUCCAAGGUCUUUCUGGAACUGGUUCUUUGCGACUAGGUGCAGCUCUGAUACAACGGUAUUUUCCCGGGGCAAAAGUUUUGAUAUCAAAUCCUACAUGGGGUAAUCACAAGAAUAUUUUCAAUGAUGCUGGAGUACCAUGGUCCGAGUACCGAUACUAUGACCCCAAAACAGUUGGGUUGGAUUUUGAAGGCAUGAUCGAAGAUAUAAAGUCAGCUCCUGAAGGAACUUUUGUGCUACUUCAUGGAUGUGCUCAUAACCCGACUGGUAUUGAUCCAACACCACAACAGUGGGAAAAGAUAGCUGAUUUAAUUCAACAAAAGAACCACAUUCCAUUUUUUGAUGUUGCUUACCAGGGUUUUGCUAGUGGAAGCCUUGAUGAAGAUGCGGCAUCUGUGAGAUUAUUUGUGGCACGUGGCAUGGAGGUUCUUGUAGCUCAGUCAUACAGUAAAAAUCUUGGUCUUUAUGCUGAAAGGGUUGGAGCUAUCAAUGUCAUUUCCUCUUCACCAGAAUCUGCAACAAGGGUAAAGAGCCAAUUGAAAAGGCUUGCUCGACCAAUGUACUCUAAUCCACCUGUUCACGGGGCUAGGAUUGUUGCUAAUAUUGUUGGGGAUCCAGUGCUCUUCGGUGAAUGGAAAGCAGAAAUGGAAAUGAUGGCUGGAAGGAUAAAAACCGUUAGACAGGAGUUAUAUGAUAGUAUUUCUUCAAAAGACAAGAGUGGAAAGGAUUGGUCGUUCAUACUUAAGCAGAUAGGCAUGUUCUCAUUCACCGGCUUGAACAAGAACCAGAGUGACAAUAUGACGAAUAAGUGGCAUAUAUACAUGACAAAGGAUGGAAGGAUUUCCCUGGCAGGAUUGUCGCUGGCCAAAUGUGAAUACCUUGCAGAUGCUAUUAUUGAUUCGUAUCACAAUGUCAGCUGAAACGCGGUGAAACGUGCUUUUGAAGCAAGCAUAUAUUUUUGGUGAGUAUUAUACAAACCAUAGUGAUUAGCACACAUGGAAAUAAUUCUAUUUUGUAUGCAUCGAUUGUCAUACAUAUGUACCUGAAAGCCCUUUGGGAAUACUGUUGUAACCUUGAAUAAGUUGAACCAAAUUGUUGAUGUAUAACAAAUGAGUCUCUUUUUCAGACCUGAUAAA